UUUGACAUACUGAAAAUGUUUCGUCACUCGUGUCAGGAUUGUUUCUAACAGGAUGGAUGACCGACAGCACCUGUGUUCAGAAUAGAGGACGGUUUGUAGCUUGAAGGGUUCCCUUAUGGUGCCUGAACUUUCAUAUUCAUGGAAAACAUCACGUACAACAGCUUGACUCUCCAACUGGAGGGCUUAAGCAUCUCUAAUGAUUCACCACAACUCAUGUUUGUCUUUCUCUUAUUCUCGUAUGUUUUUAUUAUAGUUGCAAAUGUGGGAAUUGCUUUUAUGAUUAUCUUUGAUAAUAGCCUCCAUCAGCCUAUGUACCUGCUAUUCUGUAACCUGCCAUUUAAUGAUGUUCUAGGUAACUCCAUCAUGGUGCCGCGUGUUCUUGCAGAUAUUUUACGACCUCCCUCUGAGCGUCUCAUCAGUUACUAUGAAUGCGUGGCUCAGGCUUUUACUACACACAUUUUUGGCACCGCUUCCCACACGGUGCUCAUGAUCAUGGCCUUUGACCGAUACGUGGCCAUCUGUAAUCCUCUGCGUUACUCUGCAAUAAUGAGCAACAGAAUGGUGCUGAAGCUGACCGUCUCUGCCUGGGGGGUGGCCUUUGUUCUGGUCGGGAUUCUGCUGGGUCUGACCGUACGGCUGAACCGAUGCAGGACUCUGAUCUCUAACCCGUACUGUGACAACGCCUCACUGUUCAAGCUGUCCUGUGAGAGCGUGGUCAUCAAUAACAUCUACGGCCUGACCUUCACCGUGGUUCUGUUCACAUCGUCUAUAGGCAGCAUCGUCCUCACCUACACCAGGAUCACUGUUGUCUGUCUGACCAGCAGGAACAAGUCUCUGAACAGCAAAGCCCUGAAGACCUGCAGCACCCACCUGGUGGUGUUUCUCAUUAUGGUGUUCAACGGGAUGUCUAUCAUCACUCUGCACCGCUUCCCUCAGUACUCAGACUUCAGAAAACUCUGCACCAUCUUCUUCCACAUUAUCCCUGGCAGCCUGAACCCCAUCAUUUAUGGUGUUCAGUCCACAGAAAUCAAGAAGCUCUUGUCCAAACUGAAGAGGAUGCUACCACAUCCAUGAAGCAGUUUUAACGCAAUGCGGAUUUGUUAAACUCUCAACAGAGUUCAUGUUCCUAAGGUCACUUAUGAUAUUUACACAUUUACAUAGUAAAAACUGAAAAAAAAAAUAUUUUCACACAGUGGAGAAAUUCAGGUGAACCAGCAAGUUAGGGGGGAAAAUCAGGGAUGUAACCACUUAUUGGGUUUGUCGUAAGCAGUGAUGGUUAUGUGAUCAUAAAGUCUACAUCUGAAUAAUAGUGAAAAAUAUGAGACUCUGUAAGAUUAUUAUCAUUAACAUUUAGGCUUUAAUAAUGAAAUACUGAUGUGGUUUGGUUUUAAUCAGGGGCAGUUCUAGGAAAAAACUUCCAGGGGGUCAAGGUGGAGCCACUGUUUUUUCACGGGGGCACAGAAAGAAGAAUGAAAAAAAUGACAAUUUUGUUUAUUUAGAGCACCAAUGAAACAAAAAUUAUUUCUAUUCAAAAUAUUUCACAUACUGCACAUGAGAACAAUAAACCAUCAGUAACAGUUUUUGUACACUAACAUUUCUUUCACUUGGAUGUAAUAAGAUUUUAUUAUCUGUGUAGGUAUAUGUUUAUGUUGUUGUACAUGGAGUGUUAUACUACGAGACCUACAGUCACAUUUUCAUUUCAGCAAUCUCUCAUGCUCUUGCACUGGCAAUACCAA
Molecule: messenger RNA, 1736 nt
Organism: Fundulus heteroclitus (mummichog)
Lineage: Eukaryota; Metazoa; Chordata; Actinopteri; Cyprinodontiformes; Fundulidae
Product: olfactory receptor 4E1-like
Exons: 1
Coding region: 139-1074 (311 amino acids)
Biological process (GO): G protein-coupled receptor signaling pathway
Cellular component (GO): membrane
Molecular function (GO): G protein-coupled receptor activity; olfactory receptor activity
Source: RefSeq, a predicted model, not a curated record